AUGGCGACCCCGGACCAGAAGUCGCCGAACGUCCUGCUGCAGAACCUGUGCUGCCGGAUCCUGGGCAGGAGCGAAGCUGACGUAGCCCAGCAGUUCCAGUACGCAGUGCGGGUUAUUGGCAGCAACUUUGCCCCAACCGUCGAAAGAGAUGAAUUUCUCGUAGCCGAAAAAAUCAAGAAAGAACUUAUUCGGCAGAGAAGAGAAGCGGACGCUGCGUUGUUUUCAGAGCUCCACAGAAAGCUUCACUCACAGGGAGUUUUGAAAAAUAAAUGGUCAAUUCUCUACCUCUUGCUCAGCCUUAGUGAGGAUCCACGCAAGCAGCCAAACAAGGUCUCCAGUUAUGCUGCGUUAUUUGCUCAAGCGUUGCCGAGAGAUGCGCACUCGACUCCCUACUACUACGCCAGGCCGCAGACGCUCCCGCUGAACUACCAGGACCGCGGCACACAGUCGGCACAGAGCUCGGGCAGCGUGGGGAGCAGCGGCAUCAGCAGUAUUGGCGUGUACGCCCUGAAUGGCCCGACCCCACCGCCACAGUCUCUCCUGCCGGGACAGCCUCAUCACACUCCUGGAGUUGGAGACUGUCUUCGGCAGCAGUUGGGGUCACGUCUUGCAUGGACUUUAACUGCAAACCAGCCUUCUUCACAAACCACUACCUCAAAAGGUCUCCCAAACACUGUUUCUCGCAACGUGACAAGACCAAGGAGGGAAGGGGAUGCCAGUGGUGCUGGGGAAGUUACGGAGGCGGCCCUCGUGCGGGACAUUGUGUACGUCUUCCAGGGCAUAGAUGGCAAGCACGUCAAGAUGGACAGCGUGGAGAACCGCUACAAAGUGGAGGCGAAGGCAAACCUAAGUAAAUCUUUGAGGGAUACGACAGUCAGACUUGCUGAGUUGGGAUGGUUGCAUAACAAAAUCAGAAAAUACACUGACCAGAGGAGUCUAGACCGUUCGUUUGGACUUGUGGGUCAGAGCUUUUGCGCGGCCUUGCAUCAGGAACUGAAGGAAUACUACCGAUUGCUGUCUGUCUUACAUUCCCAGCUACAGUUAGAGGAUGAUCAGGGGGUGAACUUGGGCCUUGAGAGUAGCUUGACGCUCCGGCGCCUCCUGGUUUGGACAUACGACCCCAAGAUAAGACUGAAGACUCUCGCGGCCCUAGUGGACCACUGCCAAGGGAGGAAAGGAGGUGAGCUGGCCUCUGCUGUCCACGCGUACACGAAGACGGGGGACCCGUACGUGAGGUCCCUGGUGCAGCACAUUCUCAGCUUAGUGUCACAUCCCGUGCUGAGUUUCCUGUACCGCUGGAUAUACGACGGGGAGCUCGAGGACACGUACCACGAAGUCCUUUUGAUCGGAAAAUCAAUAAAUUUCCUGCACCAGGUUUGUCAUGACCAGACACCCACUACAAAGAUGAUAGCUGUGACCAAGUCUGCCGACUCCCCCCAGGAUGCUGCAGAUUUGUUCACAGAUUUGGAGAAUGCGUUUCGGGGGAAAAUCGAUGCUGCUUACUUUGAGACCAGCAAGUACCUGUUGGACGUUCUUAACAAAAAGUACAGCUUGCUGGACCACAUGCAGGCUGUGAGGCGCUACCUGCUCCUUGGCCAAGGGGACUUCAUCAGGCACUUAAUGGACUUGCUCAAACCAGAACUUGUCCGUCCAGCUACGACUUUGUAUCAACACAACUUGACUGGAAUUCUUGAAACCGCCGUCAGAGCCACCAAUGCCCAGUUUGACAGCCCUGAGAUCCUCAAGAGACUGGAUGUGAGGCUGCUGGAGGUCUCUCCAGGUGACACCGGGUGGGAUGUUUUCAGCCUGGACUACCACGUCGAUGGGCCAAUUGCCACGGUGUUCACGCGAGAGUGCAUGAGCCACUACCUCAGGGUGUUUAACUUCCUCUGGAGGGCAAAGCGGAUGGAGUACAUCCUCACGGACAUCCGCAAGGGACACAUGUGCAAUGCCAAGCUCCUGAGGAACAUGCCAGAGUUCUCCGGGGUGCUGCACCACUGCCACAUCCUGGCAUCCGAGAUGGUCCAUUUCAUCCACCAGAUGCAGUACUACAUCACAUUCGAGGUGCUUGAGUGUUCUUGGGAUGAGCUUUGGAACAAGGUGCAGCAGGCCCAGGACCUGGACCACAUCAUUGCCGCACACGAGGUGUUCCUGGACACCAUCAUCUCCCGCUGUCUGCUGGACGCUGACUCCAGAGCACUUUUAAAUCAACUAAGAGCCGUGUUUGAUCAGAUCAUCGAACUUCAGAACACUCAAGAUGCGAUAUACAGAGCGGCUCUGGAAGAGUUACAGAGACGAUUACAGUUUGAGGAGAAAAAGAAACAGAAUGAAGUCGAGGGCCGGUGGGGAGUGACGGCAGCAGAGGAGGAGGAGGAGAACAGGAGGAUUCAAGAGUUUCGAGAAUCUAUCCCGAAAAUGUGCUCGCAGCUGCGGAUACUGGCCCAUUUCUACCAGGUGCUGGCAGGGCCCGGACCACACUGGUGUGUUCCUGCAGUAGACCGUUGCCAUCAGAAUGGGUGUGGUGCAGCAGUUCCUGGUGCUGCUGACGACCAGCUCCGACGAGAGCCUGCGCUUCCUGAGCUUCAGGCUGGACUUCAACGAGCACUACGAGGCCCGAGAGCCGAGGCUGCGGGUGUCCUUGGGCUCCCGCGGGCGGCGUGGCUCUCACGCGUGAGCCCUCCCGUAUCCCCCGGCGCCGCCUGUGCUGGGGACUGCGGGUCAAGGUGA
Molecule: messenger RNA, 2727 nt
Organism: Puma concolor (puma)
Lineage: Eukaryota; Metazoa; Chordata; Mammalia; Carnivora; Felidae
Source: RefSeq, a predicted model, not a curated record